Messenger RNA from Pyrus x bretschneideri (Chinese white pear), 837 nucleotides. RefSeq lists its product as uncharacterized. The record is from RefSeq and is a predicted model, not a curated record. The transcript has 2 exons. The coding region runs from base 353 to 700 and encodes 115 amino acids. Lineage: Eukaryota; Viridiplantae; Streptophyta; Magnoliopsida; Rosales; Rosaceae.
AUAUUUUCAGUUGUAACCAAGGCCCUUUUAUUUGUUCGUCAACAAUUUGUUAGUCGGACCACGUGAGCGUGAUAACGUACAAAACCAAAAUUACAAUACUUUUUCUAUAAAAAAGUUGAUUGGGGUAAUAAAUCUGCAAACUGGGAAACUCAAUAUCUGCAACCAAUCAAAGGUUGAAGAUUGAAGACGGAGAAAAAUAGGCGCCAGUAUUUGCUUUGCUCUCUCUCUCUCUCUCUCUAAUACUUUCUCUCUCUACUCUUUGGAGCCUACUUGCAACGUCUUCUUUUUCUUCCUUUAAAUAAAAAACAAAGUUAAAUAGAGGAUUCAGAGUCGAUACAAUACAAAUAUAUUUAUGUACACAGAGAGGUCAACACACACUCAUAAAUCUCUAUUCACCAACUCCCUUUCUUCUUCCUCAAGCGGCUCCGAUUUCACGACCAAGCACAUCAGACAUUUUAUGGAUAAAGCAGGACUUGGCAAGGAGGCUCCUGAAGAAGUGACUCGUGAGUCGCUUAUUGCCAUUUCGUACUCCUUACCAGAGAAGAAUCUCACUUCAAAACUCUCUUCUGGAAAGUUGAAUGGCGAGGCAAUAGAUACUGAUGGAGAAGAGAAGUUUAGGUCUGAGCUGAUCUCCAUUUCGUAUACAGAGUCACCGGAAGUUGGAGGCUUACCUGUUACCAUGGGAGAACUUAACGGCUAGGGUGCAGGCGGUUCCUGUUGUAAUAGAAACCGAGUAAUACUGUGUGCAUGGACUUGUACUGUGGAAGUUGUUUGCAUGUUCUGUAAAAUAAACCUUAAAAGAGUUCCUUGAGACAAUGAAUGAAAAAACUUCCUGUC